UUGCUGUUUUGUAUAAAAUAUUUAUUAAUUCUUUAAAAAUGUAAAAUUAUUUUUAAAUCCCAUUUUCGUUAUGACUCUCGCUCAUCGUGCGUUGUUUACAUGGUUUAUAGUGUUAGUCUUCUUAAUUUUACUAUGCUUGCGAUUGGAUCCACGUACGCACUGGAAUUGGUUUGUUACAUUGAUACCUCUGUGGGUUUUUGACGGAAUAUUGAUAAUAUAUGUUAUCAUAAAAAUCAUACGGAAAUGGCGAAACCUUAAACGUUUGAAAGAAUUACUCGGCUAUUAUAAAUGGUACAUAUUUGGCGUUUUUCUAAAAAUUACAUCUCAAGUUAUGAUCUGCUUGACACUGGAGUACCCGGAGUUGGAAAUUUCGAUAUUUGUUACAAUGACACCCAUAUGGAUAUUACUAGUGUCAUCAAUAAUUUACGUUUUUAGGCGUUUAAAAAAGAUUGAAACUUGGUGAAAAAAAAAAUACUGUUUUGUACAAUAAUAUUAUUUUAUAUGUUUUUAUGUUGUAGUAUGAUACACAAAUAAAAU
Messenger RNA from Teleopsis dalmanni, 537 nucleotides. Its product is annotated as transmembrane protein 60. The coding region runs from base 71 to 463 and encodes 130 amino acids. NCBI's taxonomy places the organism in Eukaryota, Metazoa, Arthropoda, Insecta, Diptera, Diopsidae. The record is from RefSeq and is a predicted model, not a curated record. The transcript has a single exon.